UGGGAGAACGAGCCUGGCAGAAAUCAGAGCAAGAGGAGCUGUCCUCGGUGUCUCCAUUCAGCUCCACAAUCUGGCAAUGGGAGUCCCCAGAACCGUCCAGCUGUGCCUCUUUGGGAUUGUUCUCUGCCUGACAGGUGUCCAGACUUUUGAGUCCAAUGGGUCCCAAGCCCUGCAAUGCUACAGUUUUCAGCACAUCUACUUUGGGCCCUUUGACCUCAGUGGCACGAAAUUCCUCAACAUCUCCUGUCUCCACGGAUGCUCUGAGGCUGUCUUGUCUCUGAACACAGGGUACCGCGCCGCAGUGACCCUGGUACAGAAGGGGUGCUGGACAGGCCCGCCUACGGGCCAGAUGCAGUGGAACGACAAGGCGCUGCCGCCCGACUACUCCGUGGUGCGCGGCUGUGGGACCGACUUCUGUAACGCGCACCUCUUGACCCACGACUCCCUCCCCAAUCUGAGUCCAGCGCCCAACCCACCCACGCUCAGCGGCAUCGAGUGCUACGCCUGCGUGGGGAUCCAUCCAGAGGACUGCACCCCGGAGAAAUCCCGACGGGUCCAGUGUCACCAGGACCAAAGCGUCUGCUUCCAGGGCAAUGGCCAAAUGACCGCUGGCAAUCUCUCAGUCCCUGUGUACAUCAGAACCUGCCAGCGGCCCUCCUGUACCAUCAAGGGCACCACCAGCCCGUGGACCAACAUCGACCUCCAGGGCUCCUGCUGUGAGGGGCAUCUCUGCAACAAGGACUCCGUGAGCCAGUCCUUCACCAGUCCCUCGGCCACCGCCCCUCCCCGGGCGCCCCACCUCCUGCUCCUGCUCCUCACGGUCCCCCUAAUGGUUGGCACUCUGAGAGGGCCCCUCGGGCUCUCCUCAUAGACAGCCCCUCCAGCCUCUCCACAGGCAGGAUGCUGGGGGCAGGGCACACGCACCCCGUUCUCACUGCCCAGUCCCUGGAAUGUUGCACUCCUGUCUGUCUCUUUCUUCCUCCUACUUUCCCACCAAUGCCCAGUCCUUACCUGGUCAGCAGGCCUAGGAGAAAUUUGGCAGAGUCCCCAGCAUCCCAGAGUGGGAAGAAACAGCCACAUCCCACCCUGCAUGAAGAGCAGACCUGAUCGUAGAUAUCACUUGCUCAGCACCAAGCCCUGGUUCCUCAAAACCCAUUUCCUGUGCUCUCUCUCCAGAGCCUAGGACCAGCUCCAGCAAGGAGCUACGAUGAUGUCUUUAUUAGUAUCAUCAGGGGAGCCUCAAGAAGCAGUAUAUCCAGUAUAUUCUAGAAGUUCAGAGCCCAGACCUUGGAGCUAGGCUGCAUAGAUUCCAACCCUAGUUCUACUUGCCUGUGGGUGACCUUGGGCAAGAUCCUUAACCUCUCUGAGACUAUGUUUCCUCAUCUGUCAGGCAGGGGUGAAAAUAAA
Molecule: messenger RNA, 1407 nt
Organism: Camelus dromedarius (Arabian camel)
Lineage: Eukaryota; Metazoa; Chordata; Mammalia; Artiodactyla; Camelidae
Gene: LYPD5
Product: LY6/PLAUR domain containing 5
Exons: 5
Coding region: 77-871 (264 amino acids)
Cellular component (GO): plasma membrane
Source: RefSeq, a predicted model, not a curated record